This is a messenger RNA of Haemonchus placei, 360 nucleotides long. The record is from the annotation of a GenBank genome assembly. NCBI's taxonomy places the organism in Eukaryota, Metazoa, Nematoda, Chromadorea, Rhabditida, Trichostrongylidae.
UGUGACUUAGAGAACAACAUAACCGAUGAGGAAUUGAACGAUAUGAAAACAACAUAUAGCUUUACCGAUGUGAUGCGAGCAUCGGCUAAAGAGGAUUUUGGCAUCCAAGAAGCUUUCACAGCAGUAGCCAAACGGCUAGGUUAUGAUCAGAAGCUAUGCGGCUAUAUCCUCCACAUUCGUCUCACAGUGCUGACUCUCGGCAGUGAAGAAGCUGUAGUAGUAGUAGUAGCUCCUCGUGUUUGGAAUUGCAGUCGUGAGGAUGCGCGAAUGGAAAUUGGUGCCCUUGGGCUUCUACCAGUAGAAACUGGCUCAACUCUGGAUUCACGAGCAGAACAUAAUGGGCAUAAGCUAGUUGCGUGA